This is a messenger RNA of Falco peregrinus (peregrine falcon), 9366 nucleotides long. It is a transcript of the gene SLC45A4, whose product is annotated as solute carrier family 45 member 4. Bases 652 to 3015 code for a protein of 787 amino acids. The transcript has 8 exons. Gene Ontology annotation, biological process: transmembrane transport. Gene Ontology annotation, molecular function: sucrose:proton symporter activity. NCBI's taxonomy places the organism in Eukaryota, Metazoa, Chordata, Aves, Falconiformes, Falconidae. The record is from RefSeq and is a predicted model, not a curated record. Gene Ontology annotation, cellular component: membrane.
ACUUGUAGACCAACACUUUACCUCUGGGUCGUAAACCAUCACAUAUAUUAGCAGUGAAUAUUUUUUUUUUCCUUGCCUGAAUUAUGUGCUGAUCUCAUUCAUCUUGGGAAAAGCACAGGGUGUUCUCAUCCAGGCUAUACCUGGCAAGCUGCAUACACUGUGACAGAGGGAGCGAACUUCUGAGCAAGCUCUGCAGUGGCUGCUGUCGGGCUUCUUGUGGUUUAUUUCUUGAGCGAGAGGCCGGCUUCUUCACCUGGCAUUCUUGAGAGAGAUGAAGGAUUAAUCAGCCACUCGAUGGGGAUUAACAGUGGAGCACCUCUUUGUGUCGGCUUUCCACCUCUCUGUAGCAAGAAUAACAACUUCAGCACUUCUUCAAUAAUAAUUAUGAAACUGGUAUUAACUGAAUGGCAAUUAUGGAUUUUUAACUCUAACUCACAGUAAACCAGCAAGCCAUAUGUUGAAAUUCCUACCAAAUAGCUUUUAUUUCUUAAUGUCUUGUAUCUAUACAAGAAGUUGCAAGAUACCUGUUUGUACAAAAGGAAUAUAAGCAUUACUUGCCUGAGGAGCAGAAGCAGAAAGAGAAGACACCCUAACUUGUUCAUGGAGUUAUGGUAGUAUUAUUUAUAUAGAUAUAACAAAUAUAUAUUUUUUAUGGUAAUGAAAAUGGCUCCCCAGAAUGCUGACUCGGAAUCUAUGCAAGUUCAAGAUCUACCUGUGGCACAGCUUCAGAAACCAGAAAACAAGGAGAAUGAAAGUAGGGAGGAGACCAUUAGUGAAGGAUCCAUAGACCGGAUACCAAUACGCCUGUGGGUGAUGCAUGGUGCAGUAAUGUUUGGCAGGGAAUUUUGUUAUGCCAUGGAGACAGCUUUGGUAACACCUGUAUUGUUACAAAUUGGUCUUCCUGAACAAUACUACAGCCUCACUUGGUUCCUUAGCCCUAUCCUGGGCUUGAUCUUCACUCCGCUUAUAGGUUCGGCUAGUGACCGCUGCACACUGAGCUGGGGCCGCCGGCGGCCUUUUAUUCUUGCUCUCUGCAUUGGUGUCCUCUUUGGAGUUGCACUUUUCCUUAAUGGUUCUGUUAUAGGUCUGGCUAUUGGCGAUGUCCCAGACAAGCAACCCAUUGGUAUAGUUCUCACAGUGCUUGGUGUUGUGGUGUUGGACUUUUGCGCUGAUGCAACAGAAGGGCCAAUUCGGGCCUACUUGUUGGAUGUCGUGGACAGUGAAGAACAAGACAUGGCCCUUAACAUCCAUGCAUUUUCAGCUGGUCUUGGAGGAGCAAUUGGUUAUAUGUUAGGAGGGCUGGACUGGACACAGACCUUCUUAGGUGGUAUUUUUAAAUCUCAAGAGCAAGUCCUUUUCUUCUUUGCAGCCAUUAUUUUCUCUGUCUCAGUUGCUCUCCACCUUUUUAGCAUUGAAGAAGAGCAAUAUAACCCUCAGCAGGACAGGAUUGAUGAUGAAGGAGACACACUUUCCAGUGUCAAAUUCAGUGGUAGUCUCCCCCCUCUAAAUCGACUGAAUGUAAUCAGCGAGGAAGACCCAUAUGGAGCCUCUAUGUUCCAUGAUGAGGUUCAAUCAGAGCAUGAUCUCAAUAUGGAGUUCCUUGAGGUGAACAUUGUAAGAAGCAAGAGCGACUCAGUUCUACACAUGCCUGAUGCUACAUUGGAAAUUGAAUCGGAGCUGCUUUUUCUGCAUGACAUCGAACCCUCCAUUUUUCAGGAUGCUUCGUAUCCCAACACUCCCCACAACACAAGCCAAGAGAUCAUGAAGUCCAAACUCAACCACCUGUCUGCUUUCCUCAGGGACAAUGAGAAAGAGGAGGAAAUGUUGCUUGAUAAUCGCUUAAAUGAAGAUAAAGUCCCAAAUGUCAAUGGCUCCCUACCAAAAGAGUUCCUCAACGGACACGCUAGAAUAGGCAUGAAGCAAUCUAGUACUUCAAAUUCCAUGCGAAGGCGGAGGCACAUGUUUUACCGUCAGCCAUCUUACACCUUCUCAUACUAUGGCAAAAUAGGUUCCCACCGCUAUCGCUUUCGUCGGGCCAAUGCCAUUGUCUUGAUAAAGUCCUCACGCAGCAUGAAUGAUAUCUAUGACAUGCAGAAGCGGCAGCGACAGAGGUACAGGCACAGGAAUCAGAGUGGCACAACAAAUUCAAGUGGAGACACAGAGAGCGAAGAGGGGGAAACUGAAACCACUGUCAGACUCUUGUGGUUGUCAAUGCUAAAGAUGCCAAAGGAGCUGCUGAGACUGUGCGUCUGUCACCUCUUAACUUGGUUUUCGAUCAUUGCUGAAGCUGUGUUCUAUACAGAUUUCAUGGGACAAGUCAUUUUUCAGGGCGAUCCAAAGGCCCCUUCUAACUCAACUGAGCUACACGCCUAUAACGCUGGAGUUCAGAUGGGAUGCUGGGGACUGGUAAUUUAUGCUGCUACUGCUGCUGUUUGUUCAGCUUUGUUGCAGAAAUAUUUGGACAACUAUGACCUUAGUAUAAAAGUGAUCUACAUCCUGGGCACGCUGGGUUUUUCUCUUGGCACUGCGGUGAUGGCUAUGUUCCCCAACGUGUAUGUCACUAUGAUAAUGAUCAGCACUAUGGGAAUAGUCUCCAUGAGUAUCUCCUACUGUCCCUAUGCGCUUUUGGGACAAUACCACGAUAUUAAACAGUACAUUCACCAUAGCCCUGGGAACUCAAAGCGAGGAUUUGGCAUAGACUGUGCUAUUCUGUCAUGCCAGGUUUACAUCUCUCAGAUCCUCGUGGCCUCUGCGCUUGGUGGUGUGGUAGAUGCGGUUGGCACAGUCAGUGUCAUUCCCAUGGUGGCUUCAGUGGGAUCCUUCCUGGGGUUUUUGACAGCUACCUUCUUGGUGAUAUACCCCGAAGUCAAUGAAGAGCCAAAGGAAGAACAGAAAGGAUUAGGUCCUCCGGAGACAGCCGAGGGCAACGGCAUGAGUGCAGAGAAGCCAACUGUGCUGAAGCUCACACGCAAAGGAGCUGCCACAUCGGAGCUGGAGAGUGAAUCAGCUGUGUGAGACCAUCGCUUAUUGUUCACUCACAUUCCAGGGAGUGCAGGUGCAGGAUCAAGAACUUUUUUUUUUUCCCCAGGAAAAAAAAAUUAGGGUCUUCACUACUUGUAGCUGAAAUUGCAAAAGAAAAGGCAGUUUCAUGCAAAAAUGUAAAUGAAAUCCUGUAGUCCUUAAUAUAGAUUUGAACAGGUAGCUAUGAUGCUAAUUGCUUUCUCUACAACUUAGAAACGUCAUUUCUGAACACUUUUUUAUUAAGAAUACAUUUAGAUUGCAAAUAAGUUUUAUUAAUCUGCAUGAGACUCACAGUGUAUUCAAUUAGCAGUUAGAAAAAUUAAGUUUUCGGCUGGUUUUAAACUGAAAAUGGAAGCUAUCUUGACUUACAGUCUCUUGCUGUUUUUUUGUCUGAACAUUUCAGAUUUCACUAGUGUAAUAGCCGAAUCAAACGCUUAGACAUCUUGAUCAAUUUUUUCUUAAGCAUGAUAUUAUUGGUCUGACAGCUACAGUUUUUUAGCAUUAAUUUUAGACUUCAUGUUUUUGUUAGUGCAAUUACUACAGAAUAGUUUUAUUUACAAUUAUUUUCAAGAAAAACAAAAGCAAUUAGUGCGGUUUCUAAGAAACUGCCAUGAAUCCUUUCAGUCACACUGUUCAACAGCUACUCCCAAGUCUGCUGCUUGUCAAGAGAGGGUGACAUAGGUGAUGUGAACUGUAGAGGGAAGGAGCAGCAGCUGGGAGAGGUGACCAGCACUCACAGGUUUUUAUCACAAGUGCUGCACUUCAAGAAUGUCGUUGGAAUACGCUGUGACAGUUUUUAGCCUGGUGUUUUUCGUGCUGGUGAACUUGAGGGUUUUCUUGGCAUUUUAAACCUGGUCAUCUCUGGAUGAAGCUGCCAUAGAGAAAGGGUGUCUCUGGGGUCAGCUUCAUGGGAAGGGGGCGUGCGGAUUCUCUUUUGUAGGGAAAGUAAUUGAUUAAUUGCACUUUUUAUGAUCCUUUAACCUCCUGGCUGAGAACACAGCAGCCAAGGUAAAGACACAGUGUCAGUACAACAAGGUGAACCAAAGGCCUACCUCCGUCACUUUAUGGCAUAGUCUGGGUGUAUGAAAAGCUGUGUCAGAAACAGUAUUUAGGCCUUAAAAUUCAAUCCACUAGCAUGUGUUGCUGUUCCAGUCCCCGUGUUGGAGGAAUUGCAGGCUGGAGCUCUUCUGAGCUGCUGUACUGAUGUCGUCAGCGCAACCUCCAUGCCCCCUUCCUUGAUUCAGGAUAUAGCUGCAGUGUAAAGACAUUUUUCUGUGAAGAGCUUGAAAGAGUUGUGCUAAUCUGAUUUAAAACAGCAUUUGGAUCGCUAGCAAUGCGCCCCAGUCCACGGGCAGCCAAAGCUCAGAGAUCCAGCAGUCAUUUAAAGCAACUUUAGAAACUGAACUUCUGUUUGUUGUCUUAUAAGAAGUGUUUGUGAUGCUAUUUACUCAUUUUCGCAUGGGCCUCCGGGCUGCAGUCAGUCCGUCUGCUGAACAGACAAAUCACAGCUCGUUGUAAGAUUUCUGCUGCCUCAGACUUCUCAUACUACAGUACUUUAAAAUGCAUGUGUAAAUCAUGCUGCAAUAUAGUAAUUCAAAAGAAGAAUAUAUAUUUCAAAAUGAAAAGCAGUUUUUAAUAAAUUACUUGAAUUGUCAAUGUAUUUAAGAAAUGUAUGUUUUGGUAUAUUUGAAGUUAACGCGCAGUCUUGGCCAGCAUCGUUGACAAAUUUUGGUGGUGUACAUGGGUUUCUUAGCUGAAGGCUUUCAGUCAGUGCCGAUGCCCUGUGCUAUCAAGGGUGACAAUGUUGUUUUUAGGCUGGUGAAAUCACCGAGCACUAAAGUACAUGUAAUCGCACAGGACUUAGGGGUUUUAGUUUCAUGUGUCUUGAGAAAGUCUUUUUUUCUUUGAGGUGAAUAUUUUUUUAUUUAGAACACAUACUGUGAACUGUGUUCAGACAGGGGAAUAAUACUACUGAAGAAUAUGAGACCUUACUGAAGAAAUCAGUUGUAGGAAACUUUAACUGAACUUCUGCCGUGAAUUUUAUCAUCUCAGUUACAUUUAAUAUAUUCUAGUGAUGUUCAUGUACAACAGAGAUGAGUGUUGUAUUUCACCCUAUAACUGGCAUUCAUGUAAAAUGCACACUGAGUUAGACAUUUUAAAGUGGCUUUAAUAUUUUAUUUUUGAAGCUCCUUGAAGAUUCUUCUUUUGGUUAAAUGAACGCUGUCAAGUAUUCCUUAUUUUAAUCUGUUCCUGGAAAGGUUCUUCUACAGUUUAAAAAAUCUGCAUCUUCUGACUGGUGCCAGCUUUAGCCUUUUCCCCACGAGUUUCAUGGAUCGGUGUGGUUUCAAAGCACCACUACUUCACACUGCACCUUUGUAAGCCAAGAUUUCUUUCACAGCACCAUCGAGCUGACCAAGAUCUAGCUCAGGGGUCCUUAAACUAUGGCCUGCGGGCUGGAUACGGCCCCCCAGAGUCCUCAGUCUGGCACCCAGUAUUUACAGACCCCCCUGCCCCCCCCCCGCCGGGGUUGGGGGGGGAACCAAGCAGCCGCAGAUGGCUGCCUGCCACUGCAUCCGCGCACUGGCCCCCUGGUUAAACAGUUUGAGGACCCCUGAUUCUAGCUGCAGGGAGGAGUUGAAGCUCCCUCUCGUUUCACACCCAGAAGAGGGGAUGUGAAACUGUUUGGGGUAUGAGCUCACACACAUUGAGCUUUUUUCAGUCAGGGGAAGGGUGAGGAGGGAGGAAGGACAUUUUGAACCCAGAGGUUUUCAAAGGCAAGGCAGGCCCAAUUCUGUCCCAGCCAGCACUUGGCAUAGCCUCGUUUCUAAGAAUGGGACGUUCAGAUAUGUAUUUGGAGUUGUUUAUGGGGCUGUUUAAUUACUGUGUGUAACACAUGAAUGUGCACACUGCCUUGCAGCAGGAAGCUCUAUUUCACUCCCCUGUAAAAGCUGAAGGAAAUAAUUCUUCAUUGUAAACACACUGAAGUAUUUGUAGUAUUGCCAGAAGAUUUAACUUGGGGGAGCACCAGCCAAAGUAUCUCCUCCGGUACCUUGGCUGGCCUGUGAAACCACCACACUGGCUUCACUGUGCUUGCUGGUGAGGGCUCCCGAGGUCUUUCGUAGUAAUGCUUUUCCUUGAAUUAGAGAGUUUUCUUUCUAGUCCUGGCACUUCUCAGGGUAGAGCAGGCAAUGAUUUAUUUUUUGUGUGUUCCUUACCAUUUGCUACAGAAAUGAUGAUUUAUUUUUUUUUUUUUUAUGGUCACAAUUAAAAGGUGAAGUAGUAUGAUUUUAUGUGUUUAUUGCAGAAGUUGUGGGAAGAGAGAUUUGAAGGAGGGUGAUUGUUUUUUUUUUUACUCCUUAUGACAGUAAGUAUCAUUUUUUGUUUGUCGGUAUUACUGUAUAGUCCAAUUCAUCCUGCAUGCUCCGUCUUUUUGGACCUUUCCUACAGUAGGCUUAAGGUUUAGUGGUUUCAUUCUGUGUUGCUCUAUACUGUAAGUAAUAUUACCAUAUUCUGCUGCAGUCCUUCUGGUGAUGUGUAACACCUCGGACAUGAGACACUGUUAGUGCUCAGAUUCUUGAGUGCUGUAGUCAGUAAGCUGCACAUCUAGAAAUAUUUCGCAUGAGAGCAGAGAAGCUCUCUUUAACCACUCAGAAAGGUGUAGCAUGGAUUUUUGCACCCUUGGGUUAUUGCAAGAGUCUGAUCAGAUCUGCACUGUUUGUGGAUGGCAGUUUCAGACUCCAGAAGCAAUAAUUUCUUAGGAAUGUUUCUCUUCCUGCUGGUUAGAUGACUUUCAUAGAGAUUUAUUACCUAAAUAGCCUUUUAAUAGCAUGAAUCUGGUCGUUUGCUAGCACUGGCAGUAAGCAGUUAUGGAAAGAUGUGGAUUGUUCAUCAUCAGAAGGGAGGAAGCCAGUAAAUCCAACGGAGGUUAGUGCUCCUUGAAACACACAAUGUCCUUCUCCCUUUUCACUUGGAGCCUUGUUCUAGACUAUGAAAUAUUCCCGGCACGGCAGGCUGAAAAGGAGGCAGCUGCACAUUUAGCGUCCCAGUUUUCUUGCCAGUGCCGAUGCUGGCAUGCAGGCCCCGUGAUGAAACAGGCUUGCGUGAAGUUUUCCACAGAGGCAUGAAGCAAGGGCUGAGCCCUUCUUAGUCCUCCCCCAUCUGAUCUGAAUCCCCCCCUCCGCACUUGGAAUGACAGUGGCAACAACAGUGAUUAUUGCCAGGUACCUCAUUAAAACCUCACCUCUAUCAUUAGAAACACAUUCACCCGCCCUCGGUUUGUGGCGAGCUUGGUCUUCCUCCAGCAUUCACCAUUAAAGGCAGGAUUUGCAUGGCUGCUAGUAGGGUCUUGCAGCCACGCAGGUUGAGGUUACAUUUACAAAUAAAGGUGGAGAAAUUCACAGUUUGUUCCUGCAAGAGCUCCUUCCAUGUCUGGGCGGGAGGGGAGCUGAGGGGCACUGCCUUCCCGGAGGCAUGUCACAGGGGUCAGCGUUCGUUUUCAGUGCUCGCUCAUGGUUUCAGUAACUCUGCAUAUACACGUAGCCGGGUUGCACAACACUCCGUUGUUCAGUCCCUGCGACAAAUCGUAGUUCAGUCACUGAGAGUUGGGUUUUUUAGGUGCGUGUGCGUGUGUCAAUGUAUCUGUGUGUGUAUACAUUUAUAUACACACUGCUCGGGCCAAAAUCUCUUUGGGUGGUUGUGUGCUUGUCAUCACUGUACUCAACAUUUUCAACUGAGUUCUUCCAGAUUUCCUUCAUCCUUGUCUGAUGCGAGACGAGCUCAGCUAUAAAUAUGUAUCCUAUUUAAAUAAUAAGUAAACUCCUGCAUGAUAUUCCAAGCACAUGUAGCAGCUUCGGCAUCUGAAGUAUCUAUUGUGAAAGAGAAGUUGGUUUUUAUUUGCAGCUGUUUUGUCCUUCUUUCCUUUUAAUAGGCCAAAUAAAUGUAACGAACACCAAAUGUUGCACAGAGAUGUUAUUAAUGACUGUGUAGAAGAAAUACCAAAUUUUAUUUUUCUUUGCAGAAACUUUAUGGUUACAGAGAGUUCUCUAGCUGUUAUUCUUCCUUAAAUGACAAAGCUGAACGUUUGUAAAGUGCAUCAAAAAUGGUCAUUUUUAAAAAGUGGAGCUACCCAAAGUUUUCUCUUUCUCAUGUUGCAUCCAGAACAAGCCAUUGGCAGAGGUGAGCUGCAGAAGCUCAGAUAUCAACUGGCUUUUUGAUUUUGAGUUGCAAGACUCAGCAACCCAGUGAGUUAGGAAAUAGUCUUAAUAACAAAUAGGCUCAACUGCCUUUUCUUACUGUGGCACUAAUAUCUGCAAAGGUCUGCCCAUUAAGAUGUUCCAGUUUUUCCUGUAAUUUAAAUUAAGUUCACCUCCCCAAACACUGUUUUUAUUUGGUUCCUCAACCCAAGCAGCCCUGCAGCUCACCUGUCUUUCAAUCUUGCCUUCCCUUGCCCGGGAAGCACAGCAGACCGUGACGGGUGCCCAGGAAGGACAAAUACCUUCCACCCCUAGAAGAGAGCAUCUGCUAAAAUUAAAAGGCUUUUGAUGCCCUUGUGACCUGCUGAAACUUUAGCAAACACGGUUCGAUUUGAAUACAUUUUUUCUUAAAUUUUGAAGUUGAGGGUGAAGCUUUAGGAACAUUUAGCCGAACUAGGCAUCCCCUUAUUUAGUCUGCACCUAUUGAAUCCUUAAUGAUAGCUAAAUUGUAGUAAAUAGCCCCAAAAACCAGAAAGACUUUUCUCUCAACAAAUUGGCAGUUCCCAACAUUAAUUUUUAUUUUUCUGGUGUAACAUGAACACUAAGCCCUUUUGGUAGCCAAAUGACCAGCUUAUUUUAAAUGCCUCAUAUUAAUAGAAAGCUGCAUAUAUAGGCAUCUCAUAGCAGAAAAAAAAAAAAAAAAGAAAAAAAGAAUAUUUAGUUCCUUUGUGAACUGGCCAUAUGACAACUACUUUUUUAUCAACUUAUUAAGUUGGGGCACUAUAAUAGCUCUUGCUGAGUUUAGCAAUGUUUAUAAGCAUGUGUUAAACACAUAAUGUUGUUUUAUGAGGAAAAAGGGAUAAAGAAAAGUAAUGUCACAGAUGAAUGUUUGAGUGCGUAGAUGGCAUAAUGUAUGUAUGAUUUUUAUUUCUACACUGUUGAGCUUAUUUUCUGUUUUAAGGUUAAAAGAAGAGGUUUGUUGCAUGAGAACUAUUUUAUUGUGUUCUGCACUUUCUGUUCUUUUUGUAUAAUCUUGAUUUUUUUUCAUUUAUGUAUAGAAAAGAAAAAUCAAUUUAGAAAUAUUCUACUCCACAAAACAUUGUGUUCCAAUCUGUUGUUCAGAAGUUCGAUCUUAAUAAACAUUUCAGUAAGA